AUGGUGGAGCAGCCCCGCCCCCUGCGUCCGGCCCCGCCCCCUCCGCUGGACGUGGGCGCGGGGCACAGCGUCGUGCGCCACCUGCCGUUGUGCGCGCCGUUGGCGCACCACGUGGUUUCUGGGUCUCGAGGCGCGGGCGGCGGGAGGCGGCGGCGGGGCCGGAGCGGGAGCCCCAAGCGCGCCUGCGGCGUCGGGGUCGGAGGACCAAGCGCUGGGAAGAUGCUGGAGGUCCAGGUGCUGAAGAUUGAAGAUCUAGGUUGCUUCUGGGUUAUUAUAAAAGGGAAUAGUCCCCUUUUAGAUCAUGAAGCUGACUACCAAGAACUAAAUAGUGCCAUGAAUGACUUCUAUAAUAGCAUGCGUCAAGAUAUCAAAAUAAAACCAUUAAUGUUGGAAGAAGGGCAGGUUUGUGUGGUUUAUUGUCAGGAACUCAAGUGCUGGUGCAGGGCUGUCAUUAAGUCAAUUGUAUGUUCAGCAGACCAUUACCUGGCAGAAUGCUUCCUUGUGGAUUUUGCCAAGUACAUUCCAGUGAAAUCGAAAAACAUCCGAGUUGCAGUAGAAACUUUUAUGCAGCUUCCCUACAGAGCGAAAAAAUUCAGACUGUAUUGCACAAAACCUGUUACAUUACACUUUGACUUUUGUGAAGACAGUGCUAAAAUUGUACCCGCCAAGAAGUGGGACACUGCAGCUGUUCAGUACUUUCAGAACAUCCUAAAAGCAACUACCAAGGUGGAAGCCAAAUUAUGUGCUGUAGAAGAUGAUACUUUUGAGGUUUAUCUUUAUGUAACUAUAAAGAAUGAAAAAGUUUGUGUUAAUGAUGACCUGGUUGCAAAGAACUUCGCUUGUUAUGUAUCACCCAUGGAGAAUAAAAACUUUGAUUCUUUAGAGAAACCAAGAUUGAGUAUAAAGUCAGCAUCCUUUCCCAAUAAACUCAAUCCAGCACUUAGUCUUUGGCCAAUGUUUUUGCAAGGAAAAGAUUCUCAAGGAAUGGAAAAGUCACAUGGUUUAACUUUUCUGGCGCAGUCUCUCCAGCAUUCGUGGCCCAAGCGUGUUGUGAGUGAUCCAGGGCCAACAGCUACUAUCCUGGAUAAAACUAUGAAAUGUAAAGUGGAUUCCUUGACUGGUUCACCUAAAAAGAUAUCUGAAAAGAAACAACAGUGCAUCUCUUUAAAAGAUGAAAAUAAGUGUGUUGAAUCUUCAGUGUAUUGGCCAACAAAAAGAGGCAUAACCAUAUAUGCUGAUCCAGAUAUACAAGCAGACAGUGCUUUAUGUCAGAAGUCAAAUGAAAAACCACUCAGAUUGGCUGAGAAGAAAGAGUACAAUGAGAAGAAUGGCUGUGUAAAAUUAUUGCAGUUUCUAAAUCCUGAUCCUUUGAAAGCUGAUGGAAUUUCUGAUCUGCAACAGUUGCAGAAGCUGAAGGCGGGUGCACAGCCGGCCUCUGCAGUGCUCCAGAACAAGAUUGAACCUUGCUUGUCCAUUGACACGGCGCCGCUCUCGGCAGACCUGAAAAAGGCUCUUCAAAGAAAUAAAUUUCUGGGACCUAGCCACACUGAAUCUUACUCGUGGCCUGCCAUAGCACGUGGCUGUGAUGUGGUUGUCAUUUCUCAGUGUGGAAAUGACCCCUUGCUGUACCUUCCACCAGUGCUUACGAUUUUGCAAAUAGGGGGCUGCUACAAGUCAUUACCAAGUAGAAACGGACCUCUGGCAGUCAUCGUGUGCCCUGGGUGGAAAAAGGCCCAGUUUAUUUUUGAGCUAUUGGGAGACUAUGGCGUGUCCUCCAGGCCACUUCAUCCUAUGUUAUUAACAAUUGGACUCCACAAAGAUGAAGCCAAAAAUAUGAAGCUUCCAAGGGGGUGUGAUGUAAUGGUUACAACACCGCAUAGCCUCCUGAGAUUUCUCAGAUAUCAAAGCUUGUUAUUUCUUAGACUCUGUCACCUCAUUUUGGAUGAGGUGGAAGUAUUAUUCUCUGAAGCUAAUGAACAAAUGUUUGCUAUAUUAGAUAACUUUAAAAAAAAUAUUGAAGUUGAAGAAAGGGAAUCUGCACCAUAUCAAAUUGUUGCAGUUGGAGUUCAUUGGAACAGACAUAUACAACAUUUAAUCAAAGAGUUCAUGAAUGAUCCCUACAUUGUGAUCACCGCCAUGGAAGAGGCUGCUCUCUACGGCAAUGUCCAACAGGUGGUACAUCUUUGCCUAGAAAGUGAAAAAACCUCUACUUUACUCCAGACCCUUGACUUCAUUCCAAGUCAGGCACAAAAGACCUUGAUCUUCACCUGUUCUGUAGCUGAAACUGAAAUAGUGUGUAAGGUGGUAGAAAGCAGUUCAAUAUUUUGCUUGAAAAUGCAUAAAGAAGUGGUUUUUAAUUUAAAAAGUGUAUUAGAACAGUGGAAGAAGAAGUUAAGUUCUGGCUCUCACAUUGUAUUAGCUUUAACUGACGACUGCAUCCCACUCUUGGCCAUCACUGAUGCCACGUGUGUGAUUCACUUCAGCUUUCCUUCCUCACCAAAAAUUUUUGGUGGACGUCUGUAUUGCAUGUCUGAUCAUUUUCAGAGUUUAACUGAACAGGGUUCUAUUGCAAAACAGGGAGGUAAAAAGACCAAAUCUGUCUUGCUGCUGACGGAGAGAGGUUCGUGCCAUGCUGUGGGUGUUUUGCGAUACUUGGAAAGAGCAGAUGCCAAGAUUCCAUCAGAGCUGUAUCAGUUUACUGCAGGCGUUCUAGAAGCCAAGGAGGAAAAGAAAGCUGGGAGGCCUCUCUGUCCAUAUCUUAAGGCUUUUGGAUUUUGCAAAGACAAAAGGAUUUGUCCUGAUCGACACCAUAUUAAUCCAGAAAUAGACAAUCCAAGAAAAUUAUCCAACCAUGCUAUACCAAUGUUUGGAUACAUUAAAAUAAUACCCUUUUACAUUUUGAAUGCAACGAAUUACUUUGGUCGUAUAGUUGAUAAACAUGUGGAUCUUUAUGCAACUCUUAAUGCUGAAAUGAAGCAGUAUUUUGAGGAUUCCAGUAAUAAAACAGCCAUUGAAAAGGUGGAGAAAUUUGGAUUAUAUGGAUUAGCAGAGAAAACACUUUUUCACAGAGUUCAGGUGUUGGAGGUGAGCCAAAAAGCAGACACGUGGGCCUUAGACACUGUCCUUGUGAAGUUUAUAGAUGAAGGCAGGACUGGACCCAUCCCCAGAGACCAGCUGCUGCAUCUCCCAGAAAACUUCCAGGCUCUGCCCCCCCAGGCCAUGGAGUUCAUUGUUUGUCGAGUGAAACCCGCUGACAAUGAAGCUGAAUGGAACCCAAAGGUUACUAGGUACAUUCAUCAUAAAGUUACUGGAAAAUUGCAUGAUGCAAAAGUGGUAUUUGCUUUAGGAAAUACAAUUUGGAUUGAUCCAAUGGUGCACGUUACAAAACUUUUAAAUUUAAAAACUUCUGUCAUUGAUUACAAUGUUCGAGCUGAAAUUUUGUCAAUGGGAAUGGGCAUUGAUAAUCCAGAACAUAUAGAACAACUGAAAAAAUUGUACGAAGGAGCUAAAAUACAAACUGUUGAAGAAAACCUGAGCCAAAUACUGGCACCAUUGACCACAGAAGAUGCCGCCUGUCUGCAGAGCACACAGCAAGAGGACGGGGCUUCAGAGAGAGGUGCCGACUCCGGAACGAACUUAGAAAACCGGAAGCAUGGUUGGUUAUGUAAAGGAUGGUUAACAAAAUCAUUAUUAGAAACUAGAGGCCAGGUGCACGAAAUUUGUGCAUGGGGGGGAGGAGUGUCUCUUGGGAAAUGUGACCUUUGUUCAGAAGCUUCACCUGGAUACACUGGAGAUGCUUCCGAGAACAGAGCUGUGGAACCUCUGCAAAGCUUCCACCCCCCAGUUCAGUGGUUCCAAAAAGAUGAUGUGGUCAUAUUGAAGAUAAGACUAAGGAAUGUAAAAGAUUACAAGUGCAAAUAUUUUAGAGACAGAGUCAUUUUCAGUGCCUGGGUAGGAGAAAAAUUUUACUUGGCUGAUUUGGAGUUGCAGGCCAACAUAAUAAAGGACGAUUGCAAAUGCAUAAUUAAAAACGAGGAACCUAUAAUCACUCUUGUAAAAGAGAGAAGGGAGUCUUGGUGUAGCUUACUCAGACAGAGGAAUCCUAAUGUGACUUUCGAUUUUGAUCAUUGGGAAGAAUGUGAAGAGGAGAGCCACUUCUCCAAGGUUGUAACAUCUAAAAACCUGUCCUGCAAAGUGGCGGAAGUGGUUGAGAGCAGUGACCAGACUUCGGAGGAUGAGGAGACUGAGAGUGACUGAGCCUGUGGGCCCAGUUCUGAGGCGGACAAGGGACCACUGAGUGACUGGACGUUAGAGAACAGCAGUCACGUUCACACCUUUUUAUUAGUAGGGGUCAUCUGGCGGUGCUGGGAUUGGUAAUGGUGAGAAAUUCUGAAUCUAUUUAAAAAUGGGCUGCAGGUCUGGGCCUGGUAGCUUAGUUGGUUAGAGCAGUGGUCGGCAAACUCAUUAGUCAACAGAGCCAAAUAUCAACAGUACAACGAUUGAAAUUUCUUUUGAGAGCCUAAUUUUUUAAACUUAAACUUCUAACGCCAC
Messenger RNA from Pipistrellus kuhlii (Kuhl's pipistrelle), 4551 nucleotides. It is a transcript of the gene TDRD12, whose product is annotated as tudor domain containing 12. Gene Ontology annotation, biological process: transposable element silencing; germ-line stem cell division. The record is from RefSeq and is a predicted model, not a curated record. The transcript has 34 exons. Gene Ontology annotation, molecular function: nucleic acid binding; ATP binding. Lineage: Eukaryota; Metazoa; Chordata; Mammalia; Chiroptera; Vespertilionidae. The coding region runs from base 1 to 4257 and encodes 1418 amino acids.